UUUGUUUUCCUCUGUUUUCUCUCUCCUCACUCACACAACCUUUCUCUUCCUAAAUUUUCAAAGUCCACCCUUACCUCUCUUUCUCUUCUUUCUUCACCACUAAACUAUAGUAGUAAUUCAGAAUGCCAGUUAAUCGUAGAAACCGUAACGGCACACUCACUGCCACCCCCAACCCUAACCCCAGACCACAACCACCACCACCAUCCUUCGUCAUCACCGUCGUCGACCAUUCCCUCCCAUACGACACCCACAACAUCUACUCCAUCACCUUCGAUUCAAACCCCCCUAUCCAAACCCUCCUAACCUCCACCCCCUCCAUAGUCGACACAUGGCUCCUCGACACCCUCCGUCUCCAAUCCCCCUCCCCCCUCCUCGUCGGCUUCGACAUCGAAUGGCGCCCUAACUUCCAACGCGGCCAAUCAAACCCCGCCGCCGUCCUCCAGCUCUGCAUCGACAACCGCUGCCUCGUUUUCCAAAUCAUCCAUUCCCCUUUCAUCCCUGACUCCCUCCUAACCUUCCUAGCCAACGCUAAUAACAGAUUCGUUGGAGUUGGGAUUAAAGCUGAUGUAGAGAAGCUUCUAGAAGAUUAUAAUAUCAGCGUCGCGAAUUUCGUUGAUUUACGGAACCUCGCUGCUGAUGUGUUGAAUGAUCGGGAGAUGUUGAGGACUGGUAUUAAAUCGUUGGCGCUGCAUGUGAUUGGGAAAUCUGUUCAGAAACCAAAGAAGGUUUCUAUGAGUAGAUGGGAUAAUGUUUGGCUUAAUGCUGAGCAGGUUAAGUAUGCAACUGUUGAUGCUUUUGUUUCGUUUGAGAUUGGUCGUCGUCUUUAUUCUAAUUAGAAUUGAUUUCAAUGUUUCGAUAAGACAAUUCAGUUGGUAGCUAUGCAUGAAAAAAUUGAUUUGGAUGAUUUAUGUGUUUUGUGUUUGGUUUUGUUUUAUCUCUGGUUUUUCAGUGCUGGUUAUUUAUGCAUACAUGAAUGAAUGUCUUAUAUUUGGGGGAUUUUUCUUUUGUGUUUGUGUUUAUGUGUUAAUGACGGUUAUUAUUGAUUGAUUUUGGAUUGAAGUAAUUAAUACAAUCUUAAGAUUAAAGAACAUGAUAUUACAGGCUCAUAAGUUGUUUUUCAACUUUUUUCCAUAAGCUCUUUAGAAUGAUUUACAAAUAUGUCAAAGGGGUCAUGUUAUAAUCAUGUUGGAGAUUGGAAGGGGUUACUCCCUCCGGCCUGAAAAAGAGAAUAUUUGCUUAUAAUUAUGGCCAGAGGGAGUAUAUAAAUACAUCACAUAAAUGCUUACAUCCGAAUGUCAUGCCAAGUGAUUAGUUUUGCAGGAUUGCUAGAUUGCACUCCUUAAAACAAAUUCAGCAUAUUUGAGCUAGAUCAUCACUUUAUUUUUAUUUAUUUUUCUUGAUUGCAAGCAUCGUUUUAAUUUGCGGUGCAACCACAAUUGCAAGGACAGGACAAUAUUGUUGAUGCGAUAGUUAUAGUCAGUGUUUUAAAAAAUGGUCUCAAACGCGUAAAAGUUUUCGCAAUUUCGGUCGGUAAAGAUAUCACGACAAUGAUUGCUGUUGUUGCGAAUU
Vicia villosa (hairy vetch) is the source of this 1569-nucleotide messenger RNA. RefSeq lists its product as uncharacterized. Gene Ontology annotation, biological process: nucleobase-containing compound metabolic process. The coding region runs from base 123 to 836 and encodes 237 amino acids. Lineage: Eukaryota; Viridiplantae; Streptophyta; Magnoliopsida; Fabales; Fabaceae. Gene Ontology annotation, cellular component: cytoplasm; nucleus. Gene Ontology annotation, molecular function: 3'-5' exonuclease activity; nucleic acid binding. The transcript has a single exon. The record is from RefSeq and is a predicted model, not a curated record.